UCCUAUGCUUUAAGAAACAGGGCUUCCUAAAAAUACUGUGUUGGAAUCAGGAGAGCUAUGUUGAAAUCCCAGCUCUGCUUCAAAUUAAUUUACUACCAGUUUGACCUUGGGAAAAGUCACUUCGCCAAGAGAAGUGGGAGAGGAGAGGGGAGAUGAAAGGAAAUUCCUUUUCUUUCUGGUUGCUGGUAGAGACAGUCUGUGAGAGAAGAAGGCCAUCUCGCGGCGGCUUCCUUCCUCCGACUUCCCUUCCCGGAAGGCAGCUCCAAGUAGCUAGGGAGCAGAGCGACACCACUCCCCCAGACUCACGCGCUACUUCACCGAAGGCCGUCAAGGAGGCAGGGCCGGAAGCGACGGUGUGCGUCAUUUCCGAAACAGUCACCAUGGUAACGAGAAGCGGAAACGGUUCCCCUGCCUUUGGCAGACGUCCAGUGAAAUCGGAAUGGGGUUCGGCCCAGUACCACAGAGGACCCUAGGAGGAGGGGGGCACCCUCCCUUAUAAUAUUUUUGUACCCUUCUGGCUUGCCCCCGUGCCCCGCGUCCAUCCCGCUUCUUCCCCAGGGCUCUGCCUACAGCAUCUCUAUCCUGCUCCGCCGUACCCCGCUGCGAUCUCUAUAUGACGGAGGAACCGUCUCUUCGGUGGGAAAAGAGCCUGGCCGGAAAGGCGGCGCCGCCUCGCGGUUGACCGUGGCCUUCACCUUAGCUUUCCAGGUUUCCAGUCUGGGCAGUUGUCUGAUUUUCUUAAGCAAAGCCGACUUAUGGAGAACUCUCCCUUCAUUCCAUAAGUCACAGACGGGAUUGGAGGAAAGGAGUUUGUGAGGAGAAGUAUCUCAAAUGUCAAACAUGAGUUCAAGCUCAGAAGACAAUUCAGAAUUAACUUUUGAAGAUUAUGAUAAAGCGGCCAAGCUCAUUCAGAAGGUCUGGAAAAAUUAUCUUGAUACCUGUAUAUUUAGCCACUUCAAAAGUCUAAUCUUUUUAAAGAGGCAAGGAGAUCCCCAUCAACUAUUAAAAUAUAUUGAUCCUAAAGAGGCAGAACUUGUUGAUGCUGCUUCUGGAAUUAAUAUUCGACUCAGAUUGGGUGGAGACAAGUUUCCUCCCAAUAUAUAUUAUAAAAUUUUCACUCACAGAAACAUUGUAGAUAUAUGUGCUCACAGUCCUAGAGAUUAUGUGAACAUUCCCUCAAAGCAAUUAUCACUUUUGACACCUGAUGAGAAACAUCUAGAAGAUGAACGUGUUGGCUGGUACAAACGAAUAGAAAAUAAUGGCUGGAGACUUGUUUCCAGAAGAUUUUGGGGAGCUACUGAUGAGAUUACUGAAACAGGAAAUAAACAAAAAAUUGAUUUUCACUUCUCCAAACUGAAGAGAAGGCAGGAUGUUGAAAUGAGAAGAAAACAUAAAAAAAUUAAAUGGAUGAAGCAAAUGUAUUAUGCAGGAAGCCUGGAAACAAAGAGAUCAGAUCCUAAAUGUACAGACUUAAUUCUUAAAGCAACAAAAGGAUUGAUAAGAGCAACUGAAAAAGGUGGAAUAGAAGCAGUGAUGGAAUGGGAAGUGGAUGAAAUUCUGAACUGGACAAAUACAUUAAACUAUGAAGAAUAUGUCAACCAUUGGAAAAAUAUUGGUAUAAGCGACUCUUCAGCUAACAUUCAUGGUUUCAGGUUUGAGGAGGUAUAGGAUCCAGCAUCUAAAUUAAACUUUUCUCCUGCUGAUGUGGAACAAAUGGAAAAGGAACAAAUACUGAAGAGGACACAAAAAAUUUAUAGCUACUUGGCAGAGAUCUCUAAUAUAUCUUUCAGUACAUCUUUUUAAAAAUUCUCUGUACACAUCAAUUAUAUUUGAGAUGUUUAUUUGA
Molecule: messenger RNA, 1846 nt
Organism: Antechinus flavipes (yellow-footed antechinus)
Lineage: Eukaryota; Metazoa; Chordata; Mammalia; Dasyuromorphia; Dasyuridae
Gene: C3H11orf65
Product: chromosome 3 C11orf65 homolog
Exons: 9
Coding region: 832-1668 (278 amino acids)
Source: RefSeq, a predicted model, not a curated record